AUGUUCGUGACGCUGGAGACACAGGGUGCUGAUUUGAGGAGUGAAGUUCAAACUUCAGGAGUAGCACCAGAUCGAGCUGCAAUGUGGUGGUUCUGGAACCAAAGCGGACCACACCUUGGUCGCAAACGUGGCCUCGUCGAUUUCGGAUCGCCUCAAGCCUCUGAACAGGAGCAUGCUCUGGUGACCGCUAUUAGAUCAAUUCAUGGCCGACACGCGACUCCAUCGUAUAUGAAAACGAUUAUCGAAUACUUGCUCAAAGCUAAGGAGAGGCUCGAAAUUUUGUCUAGUCGCAAACGUGGCCUCGUCGAUUUCGGAUCGCCUCAAGCCUCUGAACAGGAGCAUGCUCUGGUGACCGCUAUUGAUCAAUUCAUGGCGACUCCAUCGUAUAUGAAAACGAUUAUCGAAUACUUGCUCGAAGCUAAGGAGAGGCUCGAAAUUUUGUCUAAAACCUCCCCAUAUAUCUCGGAUGGUAUACUCGCAGGAGCCGACUUUAUCAUUUACAAUGUCAUGGGAGUUUCGACCACCGGGAUUCGCAGGAAGCCAUCGUGCGUUUGGUCUCGAUGGAUACGAGGUGUACCACUUCGAUCGAUACGGCGGUUCUACGCUACUCUUAAGCAUAAUGGAAAUUUCGGCCCUCACGCCCUCGGUGUAUCCUCGCCCACCGCUCGC
Messenger RNA from Ostertagia ostertagi, 669 nucleotides. The record is from the annotation of a GenBank genome assembly. Lineage: Eukaryota; Metazoa; Nematoda; Chromadorea; Rhabditida; Trichostrongylidae.